GAGUUUGUGAAAAGUUGUGAGAAGAGCAGGAGGAAGCGGGGAGAGAGGAGUUGGGGCUGUGCCGGAGGCCAAGGACUGAGGGGUCUCAGGUCACCCCUGGAAGCCCCCGUGGCUGGAAAGGAGCCGAGCGUCUGCGUCAAAGACGGGACCCGCUCGGAAGUUCGCUCCUACCUGAGCCGGGAACUCAAAUCUGCGGGUCCGCAGCCCUUCUCCUGCGUGGUGACUCUGGUGGCCGCGUUUGCGCCCUGGCCAUGAGGAUCCGGAUGGCCGUGAGGUGGACCUGGGCAGGCAAAAGCUGCCUGUUGCUGGCGCUUUUAACAGUGGCCUAUAUCUUAGUGGAACUCUCGGUCUCCACUUUGCAUGCCUCUCCAGCAGCCGACCUUGCCAGGGAGCGGGGGCCAAAACAGCUUUCAGACCCCUGGGAAAAGGCAGAGGAUUUGUCUCGUCCGCUCUACAAGAAGCCCCCAGCCGACUCCCAUGCACUUGGGGAGUGGGGAAAAGCCAGCAAACUCCAGCUCAGCGAGGGUGAAUUGCAGCAGCAAGAGGAACUUAUUGAGAGAUAUGCCAUUAAUAUUUAUCUCAGUGACAGGAUUUCCCUGCAUCGCCACAUAGAAGAUAAGAGAAUGUAUGAAUGUAAAUCCAAGAAGUUUAAUUAUAGGAGACUUCCCACCACCUCUGUUAUCAUUGCUUUCUAUAAUGAAGCCUGGUCGACUUUGCUCCGCACCAUCCACAGUGUUUUAGAAACUUCUCCUGCGGUCCUUUUGAAGGAAAUCAUCUUAGUGGAUGACUUGAGUGACAGAGUUUAUUUGAAGACACAGCUUGAAACUUAUAUCAGCACUCUUAAUAGAGUGCGCUUGAUUAGAACAAAUAAGCGGGAAGGGCUGGUUAGAGCCCGCCUGAUUGGGGCCACUUUUGCCACUGGGGAUGUCCUCACUUUCCUGGAUUGUCACUGUGAGUGUAAUUCUGGUUGGUUAGAACCACUUUUGGAAAGAAUUGGUAACGAUGAGACGGCAAUUGUUUGUCCUGUUAUAGACACCAUUGAUUGGAAUACUUUUGAAUUCUAUAUGCAGACCGGGGAGCCCAUGAUUGGUGGAUUUGACUGGCGCUUAACCUUCCAGUGGCAUUCUGUCCCCAAACAUGAAAGGGACAGACGGAAAUCGAGAAUUGACCCAAUCAGAUCACCCACCAUGGCUGGAGGACUGUUUGCUGUCAGCAAGAAAUAUUUUCAGUACCUUGGAACAUAUGACACUGGAAUGGAAGUGUGGGGAGGUGAAAACCUUGAGCUGUCUUUUAGGGUGUGGCAGUGUGGUGGUAAAUUGGAGAUCCACCCGUGUUCCCAUGUGGGCCAUGUAUUCCCCAAGCGGGCGCCAUAUGCUAGACCCAAUUUCCUACAGAAUACUGCUCGGGCAGCGGAAGUGUGGAUGGACGAGUACAAAGAGCAUUUCUACAAUCGAAACCCUCCAGCAAGGAAAGAAGCUUAUGGUGAUAUUUCUGAAAGAAAAUUACUACGAGAACGGCUGAAGUGCCAGAGUUUUGACUGGUAUUUGAAAAAUGUGUUUUCUAAUUUACACGUUCCAGAGGAUAGGCCAGGUUGGCAUGGAGCUGUUCGCAGUAUGGGAAUCUCUUCUGAAUGUUUAGAUUAUAAUUCUCCUGACAACAACCCCACAGGUGCUAACCUUUCCCUGUUUGGAUGCCAUGGUCAAGGAGGCAAUCAAUUCUUUGAAUAUACCUCAAGCAAAGAAAUAAGGUUUAACUCUGUGACAGAAUUAUGUGCAGAGGUUCCUGAGCAAAAAAAUUAUGUAGGAAUGCAAAAUUGUCCAAAAGAUGGGUUCCCUAUCCCAGCAAACAUUAUUUGGCAUUUUAAAGAAGAUGGAACCAUUUUUCAUCCACACUCGGGGCUGUGUCUUAGUGCUUUCCGGACACCUGAGGGUCGACCUGAUGUUCAAAUGAGAACUUGUGAUGCUCUAGAUAAAAAUCAAAUCUGGAAGUUUGAGAAAUAGAAGAGCACAACGGCACUUUCUUCCUGAGCUGACAAGAGUUCCAAGAAAGUCAAAGAGCCGGUAAAGAACGUCAGUGAAGAUUUUAUUUUAUCAGAAAUCACCCACUGGUCAUCUGCGAGAGCUCUGUGAAAGCUGUGUUCCAUUUUGGUGUAGAACACUGAAAGUGGGUGCAUAGAGAGCUGCUCUUUAAUCUCUCAAAGUGCCUUACUGAUGGGUUGUCUUAUUUAAGAGCUUUGUCAAUAUGGUUUCUUCUCCUUAAAGAAGUUGACUGUGAAUUGAGAUACACAAAAUGUUUAAGUGCCAGACUUAGUAUUACAGAAUGUAAAAGUCCAAGCAUAAUGAGGGAUGAGUUAUGUUGAUGGGUAAGUUCACUACCCAUCCCUUUAAAAACAGAACUCAUAAAUGUGCGGUUGGAGCUAUUGCUGUUUUGAUUGUAUAUAGGAUUUGAAUUUCUUUUAGCCAGCACAUUAAAUUUUAGGUGUUUUUUUUUUUUUAAUUUUGAUUUUCCUUUAAUCAGCUAGAAAUCAAAGAAAGUUGAUUUGAAGGGAAAAGGCCUGGUUUAGAUGUAUGUUUCAUUGGAAGAGGUCAUUAGUUUGAAUAUGAAUUUGGAGGUCUUUUUAACAUGGAGACAUCUCAGAAAAGCAUACCCACGUCUGAUGAAAUGGGGAGAGAUUUACAUUCCAUACUUGGUGAACUUGAGCUAUUAGACUUCACUGAUUUGUAUUGAUACCUCAUAUUGCUCUGAUUUUGUAAGCUGUCCUCUCUGUGAACUCUUUUUUUGUGUGUGGGGGGCAUUUUCUGAUUGCACUUCCUUAAGUUAUGAAUGUACUGGAGAGGGACUCAUUCACAAUACUGUGCUUCCCUUUGUUAAUGCUUAAUCGUUUAAAGUAAACAUAGUUGUUGGCUCUCUGAAGUUAAACCCAACUGCGUUUACUGAAAUGUGUGAAACUGAAAGUGGGCCGCGUGCUACAAAGGCUGUGGGAUUCUUGUAGGAGUCUUCCUGAUUAGGACAUUUAAGGAUUUAUCUUAAAACAAGGAAAAAGACUGUCUGGGCACUGGUGAAUGCCACCUUGCAGCCUGUUUUCAGCACCUAGCAUCAGCCUGGUACUCAGGCAGCUUUCAUUAAGUGGGUGAAUGGAUGGAUGGAUGGAUGAUGAAUGAAUGAAAGGCUCAGCCAUGGAAUGUGAUUUUGGUCCUGUCCUUUGACCAACAGACUGUUUGGGCCUCAGUUUUCUCAUCUGUAAAUAUGGGUGCUGGAUUAGAUCUCAGAGAUUCCUUCCAGCUCUGAAAUGUUUUGAUCACACAUUACAAUCACUCUUGCAGUCUUUAUAAUACUUUUUAUGUCUUCACUUUUAACACAGAUAAUGUGGUUGAACAACAUUCAGUUCAGUUAUGAAGCUGGAAAAGAGGGACAGUUUUAAAUUAAGUGAGGGUCGCCUGGGGGGCUCAGUCGGUUAAGUGUCCGACUCUUGGUUUCAGCUCAGGUCAUGAUCUCGGGGGUCAUGGGAUCGAGCCCCACGUUGGCCUCUGCACUAAGUGGGGAGUCUGCUUGAGAUUCUCCCUCUGCCCCUCCCUCCACUCUUUCUCAAAUAAAUAAAUAAAUAAAUAAAUAAAUAAAUCCCUAAAAAAUAAUUAAGUGAGCUGAGCCCAACUGAAGUGGUUUAGUUUGGAUUGAGUGGAAAAUUGUUGUGGUCAAUGUUUGUAUUCAUUUUAUUUUGACAAUUAUUGAACCAAUUUUUGUUUUUAGCUUUACUCUUCAAACUCUAAAAGUAAUCUUUUGGGCUAAGAAUAUAAAUAUUUACCAAAACUAAUUACCUGAGUAAAAGCAUACUUUUUUUUUUUUAAGAAAAAAGUAUGUUUACUAGUUUUAUUUCAAUGCUAUAUCCAGAAAUCAUAGGCUGAAUUUAGAAUUAAAUCUCAAUUAGUUCACUUUGGUCUAAAUUUAUGAAAAAUGCGUACUCCAUAGAGAAUUAGAUGACAGUACUCAUAAGUAAAGUUGUUUUCAGUGCGUACAUAAUGAUGGGACAGAAGGGACUUUGCAGAAUGUGAAUUUAAGGAAAGCUUUUAGGAUAACCAUUUUAAAAAGUAAAAGUGCUAUGUAUCUUGAAUAUUUUAUUUCUCUUUUGCUUCUUAAAAUGAAAAUGUGUUAAUAACUUUCAUUAAUUACCAACCUUAAAGUUUAUCAAAGAAUUGUCCAAAUUUCAUGUGCAAUGUACAUGGCCAUGGGUGUAAUUUAAGAAGGAUUUAUAAGAAUACUCUGAAUUUUGCAAAAAUCGUUGUUUGAUAGCAGUUGUUCUAAACCCACCCUCUCCUCUUGCCCGGUCUACUUUUUAAUUUAAAUUAUCCUUUCUCUCUCUCUCUUUUUUUUUUUUUUUGUUCUUGUUAGCUCCCUAUCAAAUGGAAAAACUAAAAUUGAUGUAUUCUGGAAGUACUUAUUGGAAUUACUUUUAUUCCAGUAUCUUGCUGCUCUUGUCAAAAGGUGAAGGGGGGGGGGGUACUGAAAAGCAGAGUACUUAAUUGUUUACCUAUUGCCUAAACUUCAGGCUGUGACCCAUUCAUCUUUUUGGAAGGAAUUUUGGGAUAGUGCUUUAUUUAUACCAAUAACUUGAAAGUGUCCAGUUGUUCAUUCCUCUGGACAGUGUAUGUAACAGAAGAAUGAGACUUUCAUAUUUUCAUCUUUAGGCAUUUCCAAUUUAAUUUCAAAAACAUACUGUAAAAUUACAAACAAAAUUUAUUUUGAUUCCCUAAUUCCAAUUUAUUGGUACCAAAGCUCUCUUCUGCUGUAGACCAUGAAGAGUUGACCUUUUAAGUUACUUUACAUACUAGUAACAGUUUCAGUAAAAUAUUUGGUAGACAAGAGGUUUCCAUUUUAAAUGGUCACUGUCAUUUAGUGUCCAGUUCUUUGAGUAGAUUGUCUAAAUAGGCAUUUCUAGCAGUCGUCUUUUAAAAAAUUGAUAACCUAGUCAUCUGCAGGAUCUCUGUAACUCAGAAUAACUUGUUUGUGUAAGAAAAUCUGUUUACUCCCCCAGGGGUAGGCUCCUGCAUAUUCAUUGUAUGUUGGCAAAUCAAACUUUUCUAGGUUGAAUACAAGAGGUUAUUUUUAAGUUGUAGAGUCUUAGUGGUUUUAGGAUCUCAAUUUUAAUUAAUAAAAUAUUUAGUUUUGACUUGUUUGUCCCUUUAAAUUGCUGUGUUAAUAAUAUUUUUAAAUGAGCACAAAGAAUGUUGAGGUUCAGAUUAAUCUUUUGAACAAUGAAUUUUUUUCCUUUGUGAUGAGCAGUUUCCAUCCUUUUUUUUCCUUUUGUUAAUGGUUUUUGCAAUAUUGAUUAAGAUAUAAAAUAAAAUGUGUGGCUAAUUA
Molecule: messenger RNA, 5355 nt
Organism: Mirounga angustirostris (Northern elephant seal)
Lineage: Eukaryota; Metazoa; Chordata; Mammalia; Carnivora; Phocidae
Gene: GALNT4
Product: polypeptide N-acetylgalactosaminyltransferase 4
Exons: 1
Coding region: 252-2000 (582 amino acids)
Biological process (GO): protein O-linked glycosylation
Cellular component (GO): Golgi apparatus
Molecular function (GO): polypeptide N-acetylgalactosaminyltransferase activity
Source: RefSeq, a predicted model, not a curated record